Rhipicephalus microplus (southern cattle tick) is the source of this 1371-nucleotide messenger RNA. RefSeq lists its product as uncharacterized. Gene Ontology annotation, molecular function: RNA polymerase II cis-regulatory region sequence-specific DNA binding; DNA-binding transcription factor activity, RNA polymerase II-specific. Lineage: Eukaryota; Metazoa; Arthropoda; Arachnida; Ixodida; Ixodidae. The record is from RefSeq and is a predicted model, not a curated record. Gene Ontology annotation, cellular component: nucleus. Gene Ontology annotation, biological process: regulation of transcription by RNA polymerase II.
AUGGCCGCUGCCGACGGUAACGUGGACGACGCCCUGACCAGCCUGCACUGGCUGCAGAACCUCAACAUCAUGACCCGCAUCGGAGCCCCGACACCGCCGACGCCGCCCGCGAGCCCUCCCAGUUGCGGAUCGGGGUGCUUGGCCGCAAAGACCGCACUGCACGGAACCGCGACCGCCCACAGCGCAGUAUCCAGGUGCGCGGCGGCUGUGGCGGCCGAGGAGCCCGACUACAAGAACCAGGCCUCGAGCAAGCCUCCGUACUCGUACGCGACGCUCAUUUGCAUGGCCAUGAAGGCCAACAAGAACAAGAUGACGCUCAGCUCCAUCUACAAGUGGAUACGCGAGAACUUCCUCUACUACCGCAACGCCGAUCCCAGUUGGCAGAACUCGAUCCGCCACAACCUGUCUCUCAACAAGUGCUUCAUCAAGGUCCCCCGGAGCAAGGACGAACCGGGCAAGGGCGGCUUCUGGAGACUGGACCCAGUCUACGCAGAUUCCCUGGUCGACGGCGUCUUCAAGAAGCGACGACCUGCUCAGCGACACCCGGGAGCACCAGGCACCGCCACGGUGCCUGCUACAGGGAGUGGUGCCAGCAGCAGCUCCAAGAGGAACCGGAGAGACCGCGGAGGUGGAGCCAAGAACAAGCAGGCGGCAACGUCGUCCACGACUCCGCCAGCCCUGAGUGGGGUCUCGGCGCUCGAGUCACACAGUGGACCUGCCGUCAUAGUGGAGCGUGUAGAUCCGGCUGCCGUCGUGAUCAUGGACUCCACGGGCGUUGUAGCGGGAGCGUCUGAGCCUCACCUGGACGACGUGUGUGGUGACCUGGGGGACUCGCUCAAGAACGAUCUGUCUUGGAUUCUCAGCGAGAGCGACUUGGACUUGGAGCAGCAACUGGAUCGAUACCGAAGCGCCGAGGACGCCGCUGCAGCGGCGGCCUUGCAACUUGAGGAAGACCUCUUUGGCAGCGGUAGCGGAGUCUCCGAUGGUGUUGUCUCCGUCAGCGGCUCGGUGCCAUCGGCCUCGAGUCCGGACUGGUGGACGUGCUUCGGUCCGGGCAGUGGUGCCGGGGGAGCCGCCGAGUCGGCAUCACUGUGCCUUCCGGUUGCGUCCGCGGCGACGCCUUCCACGGCCGCCUGCUCUUCGUCGAAUGCGGUUCAGACUUUCGAGAUGCUGUAUGGCGGUGCUGACACUGACGACGCCUGCGUGGUAGACCACCACGUGACCAUUCCGGGAGAGCUGGUUUUCGGAGAUCCGACUUCGUCCGUGACCGUCGCCCAGCAGCAGCCAUGGGCGGACUGCAAGGCAGCCCUUGAAGCAGCUGCCCUCGAGUUGGAGACGUAUGCCGAGAUGGACGUGGUGCCCGGAUACUAG